Molecule: messenger RNA, 1515 nt
Organism: Arabis nemorensis
Lineage: Eukaryota; Viridiplantae; Streptophyta; Magnoliopsida; Brassicales; Brassicaceae
Source: the annotation of a GenBank genome assembly
AUGGGUGGCUGCGUUUCUUCUCAGAGAAAACUCAGCGACAAGUUUCAGCAGAAGAAGCAAAAACGUGGAAGAUCCGGCAAAGGUCGGUCCAAGAUCUCGGCUUCGAUGCCUGAUGUUCCUAUGAAACGCAUGAGUAAUGCGAGUGUUAGGGAUUUCGCGGUUAGCGAAUAUGUUCAUCUUGAUUUCGAGAAAGGUGGAGCCAAGAUGAUGUGCAAGAGAGCUGAAAUGUCUAAUGCUAACUUCCAUUUAACUCAGCUUCAAUGGAACUGCAGCCAAAUCGAUGGAAACCGAAUAUCACAUGAGGAAGCUUGGUAUGAUUCAUUUAGUUACAUUGAUUCUGAUUCUGAUGAUGGAUCAAAUAGUAGUGUCUUCGAAGAUGCAAAUCCUUCUGGAAUGGGACAGGUGAUUCAGUACGAAGAAUUCUACGAAAGUUACCUGAAAAUAGAUGGAAACAAAGCUGAGACAUACUCGAGCAAGAACGAAGUUAGCAUAAAGAGGAAUCAAGUGGCUGAUGAAUCUCAUCAUGAAACUUUCAAGACUACUACUUGUGAAGAUCAUCAAGAUCACAGGAAGAAAUCAUCAAAAGUUGUUAUGGUUUCGGUGCGAAGAACAUCUAUUGAUAGCAAAUCAACACCAUCUGAAUUCUCUUCAGCUGAGAAGCUCUUGUACCGACCUAAAGCCGGUUCUUCGAUUCAACCUUCUUUGGGAGAGAAGCUAACCAAUCAAGGAAGCUGGUCAGAACUUUCUCCAUCGAAUUUCAAACUCCGCGGAUUAAAUUUCUUCAGAGACAAACAAAAGAGUCCUGCACCAAAUUGUAGUCCUUACACACCAAUUGGAGUCGAUCUUUUCGCGUGUCCUAAGAAGAUCAACCACAUUGCUCAACACAUUGAGCUUCCUAAUUUGAAACCGGCGUCAUCAGGAGUCUGCGAUAUCCCCAAUCUAUUGAUUGUGAACAUUCAGCUUCCAAUGUAUCCAACCUCUAUGUUUGGUGACUAUGAUGGUGAAGGACUUAGCUUAGUCUUAUACUUCAAAGUAAAUGAGAAUUAUAACAAAGAAAUCUCAUCUCACUUUCAAGAAACCAUCAAGAGAUUUAUGGAUGAUGAAAUGGAGAAAGUCAAAGGAUUCACAAGAGAAUCAACAGUUCCAUUCAGAGAGAGGUUAAAGAUCAUGGCCGGUUUGGUUAAUCCUGAGGAUCUUCAACUAAGUUCUACUGAGAGAAAACUAAUCACAGCUUACAACGAUAGACCGGUUCUUUCUCGUCCGCAACACGAUUUCUUUCGGGGACCAAACUACUUUGAGAUCGAUUUGGAUAUACACCGGUUCAGUUACAUAUCGAGGAAAGGACUCGAAUCUUUCAGGGACCGGAUCAAGAACGGCAUUCUUGAUCUUGGUUUAACUAUUCAGGCGCAAUCACCAGAGGAACUUCCAGAGCAAGUACUGUGUUGUGUCAGACUGAACAAGAUUGAAUUUGUGAAUCAUGGACAGAUUCCAACGCUUUUAACUAACAAACAAUGA